CAAGUCUCUACUACUUUAUUUUUUUCUUCUCAGCCCUAUGUAAAAGACAGAUGUCCACCUUCCUGGUGGGACUUAAUUUGUCCCUGAAAAAGGCCAUUUUGUCAGAGGCUCAAACUGCUACGCUUCUGGUGGUUUUUAUAUAUAACAUAUAUAUAUAAUAUAUAUAUAUAUAAUAUAUAUAUACACAUACAUAUACACACACAGAUAUACACACAUUUUCUUAACUUUCUGGAACCAGUCAUAGAGGAUGGUGCUAAUUCACAUGAGAAAGAUGUCAAAAUGUGAUCCCACAUUGUAAAAGCCUAAUGUUGAAAAUAUUGGCAUGUUUGCUUCAUGGUGCAUCUGCCUGUGAAGGGCUGCUGGCCUUCCUGUUGCACAUUGCACAAUUUGGGCCAAGCUAUCAGGUUACCUUAUUUUUAAUUAUUUAAGAUAAAAGUAACCUGCAGCAAAAAUAUCUGGAGGAAAGUUCUUAUGAAGCAUUUCAUCUUUUGGUUGAAAGCCCAAACUGAUUUCUCUUUUAAGUUUUCAGGAGGAUUCAAGCUUUGAUAUCUAAAUAAUGAAUUUUCCUGAUCAAGACAUACUGGGCCAGGCUUUUGAAGAUGCGCUAGAAGUACUGCAGCAGCAAUCUGACAAAGAAAUGCAGUAUUCACAAGGUUAUAAAAAUUGCUUGACUGUGAUCAAUCAUCACUCUCAUCUCCGAGCAAGUCCCAGCUACUCUGCAGCACCAUCUACAGAAGACCCAGGAUAUAGCUGGAGAAAUAUGAUAAACAGUUCAGGGGAUUUUUAUGCAGAUGAGACUGUCUACCAUAUGCUGCAGAAUACUCCAGAAAGCCAAGUGAUGCAUGCUGCUGGUGGCCAGCCAAAAGCAGGGAAAGGUAGAAAAAAACUUCGUCUGUUUGAGUACCUCCAUGAGUCUCUGUAUGAUCCAGCUAUGGCAAACUGCAUUCAAUGGGUGGAUAAGCCCAAUGGUGUCUUCCAGUUUGUCUCCAAAAACAAGGAGAAACUUGCAGAGUUGUGGGGAGAAAGGAAGGGAAACCGCAAGAUCAUGACAUAUCAGAAGAUGGCCAGAGCACUGAGGAAUUAUGGAAGAACAGGUGAAAUAAUCAAAAUUCGAAGGAAGCUGACAUACCAGUUCAGUGCUGUUGUUUUACAGAGACUUGCUCCAGCCUAUUUCUUGGGAAAAGAAACUGUUUAUCAUCCAUACAUUCAGCCUAAUCAAGAAUAUCAGUGUGCAGACGACUGGAUUAACUACAACAGUUACAUGUAUAACAAUGGUUAUGCAUUACAGCAUGCUAACAGCUAGACACCUCUCUCAUAUAACCAGGUCUUUGUUAGCUUGCAAUACUUUCCAGUACAGGAACUCUUCUCUGCACAUAGCUUUUCCUAUAUGAUAUCAUACAAACAAAUGAAGAGGAGGGUUUUAAAAAUUAUCUUUACCUAGUUUUUUUUUUUUUUCCUUUUGAAGGUACUCAUAAAGAGCUAUUGACUAUUGAAGAAAAACAGCAGCUGUAGAGUAGCUUCUGUCCUGACAUUAAUGAAAGGAAUGCUUCAGAUUCAAGCUUGUAUAUCCAGAAUGGAGAUCAAGACUUUUGUCUGCUGUCUGGAUCAAAGAUCCCAUUCUGAUAACACUCACUGCCUUCAUUGGAAGCUCUGCGUAUAUCCCCAGCAUUUUCAAUCAGAAGUUAGAGUUAGGUGUGGUUGUAUACCGAGCACAUGCUCCCUAUCAGUUGAAUGCCUGUGAAUUAUACAGGGGAGAGAUUUGCCAACUGCAUGAAGCUACUGUCUGCUUUUUCAUCAAUGCUCUUUAUUAAGAGCUGAUUUCUGACUGAAUGCCUGGCUGAACUAUAGAGUCCACAUGAAGGUGCACCU
Oxyura jamaicensis (ruddy duck) is the source of this 1869-nucleotide messenger RNA. RefSeq names its product Spi-C transcription factor (gene SPIC). Gene Ontology annotation, molecular function: sequence-specific DNA binding; DNA-binding transcription factor activity, RNA polymerase II-specific. The transcript is spliced from 6 exons. Gene Ontology annotation, cellular component: nucleus. Lineage: Eukaryota; Metazoa; Chordata; Aves; Anseriformes; Anatidae. The record is from RefSeq and is a predicted model, not a curated record. Bases 557 to 1303 code for a protein of 248 amino acids. Gene Ontology annotation, biological process: cell differentiation; regulation of transcription by RNA polymerase II.